Messenger RNA from Chaetomium globosum CBS 148.51, 5478 nucleotides. RefSeq names its product 1,3-beta-glucan synthase component. Gene Ontology annotation, cellular component: plasma membrane; 1,3-beta-D-glucan synthase complex. The transcript is spliced from 4 exons. Gene Ontology annotation, biological process: (1->3)-beta-D-glucan biosynthetic process; fungal-type cell wall polysaccharide biosynthetic process. Bases 1 to 5478 code for a protein of 1825 amino acids. Gene Ontology annotation, molecular function: 1,3-beta-D-glucan synthase activity. The record is from RefSeq and is a predicted model, not a curated record. Lineage: Eukaryota; Fungi; Ascomycota; Sordariomycetes; Sordariales; Chaetomiaceae.
AUGUCGGGAUAUCAACAGGGCCAGGGCCAGGCCCAUGGCCAAGGGCAUCACGACUAUGAUGACGGGUACGGCCAGCAGGGCAACACAGACUCUUACUACCAAGACGACCAGCAUUAUUAUGACAACAAUGGGCAGAACAACCGCGGCGCCCAGCAACAGGGGGACGGGUACUAUGACGAGUCUGGCUAUUACAACGCGGACCCCAAUAACCCGUACCACCAGGACGGCGGGUAUUAUGACAAUCACGAUCAGUACCAAGACGACUACUACAACAACGGAAACAACGCCGGUUACUACGACCAAGGCUAUGAUAGAGGCGCUCAUGGCAAUGGCCAGGGUCAGCGGAACGGGUCAGAAGAGGAUUCCGAGACGUUCAGUGAUUUCACCAUGCGCUCGGACAUGGCCCGGGCUGCCGAGAUGGACUAUUAUGGCCGUGGCGAUGAGCGCUACGACGGCUACAACGAUGGCCAAGGUGGUGGCAGAGGGUACCGCCCUCCGUCUUCUCAGAUCUCGUACGGCGGAAAUCGCUCAUCGGGCGCGUCGACUCCGAACUACGGCAUGGACUACGGAAACGUUCUCCCUGCCGGCCAACGCUCGCGAGAGCCCUAUCCUGCCUGGACCUCGGAGGCCCAGAUACCUCUUUCGAAGGAAGAAAUCGAGGACAUCUUCCUUGACCUGACGGCCAAGUUUGGUUUCCAGCGGGACAGCAUGCGCAAUAUGUACGACCACCUUAUGACCCUUCUCGACUCCCGUGCGUCGCGCAUGACGCCAAACCAGGCUCUCCUCUCCCUGCAUGCCGAUUACAUCGGCGGCGACAAUGCAAACUACCGCAAAUGGUACUUUGCUGCCCACUUGGACCUUGACGAUGCGGUCGGCUUUGCCAACAUCAAGGGCAAGGGCGGGAAGCGAAAGAACAAGAAGAAGAACGGCGAAGCCGAGAACGAGGCCGAGGCGCUUGAGGACUUGGAGGGCGACGACUCCCUCGAAGCUGCUGAGUACCGCUGGAAGACUAGGAUGAACCGCAUGUCUCAACACGAUCGCGUCCGCCAAGUUGCUCUUUACCUCCUCUGUUGGGGCGAGGCAAAUCAGGUCCGCUUCAUGCCUGAGUGUCUCUGCUUCAUCUUCAAGUGCGCCGACGACUACCUGAACUCACCAGCCUGCCAGAACAUGGUGGAGCCCGUUGAGGAGUUUACAUUCCUCAACAACGUCAUCACCCCGCUCUACCAAUACUGCCGCGACCAGGGAUACGAAAUCUCUGGCGGAGUUUACGUCCGUCGCGAACGGGAUCACAAUCAGAUUAUCGGUUACGAUGAUUGUAAUCAACUUUUCUGGUACCCUGAGGGCAUCGAGCGCAUCGUGCUUCAGGAUAAGAGCAAGUUGGUCGAUGUCCCGCCUGCAGAGCGCUACCUUAAGCUGAAGGAUGUCGAGUGGAAAAAGGUUUUCUUCAAAACUUACAAGGAAACGCGAUCUUGGUUCCACAUGCUGGUCAACUUUAACCGCAUCUGGAUUCUCCACUUGACCAUGUUCUGGUUUUACACGUCUUUCAACUCCCCGACGCUCAUCACGCCCAAUUACGAGCAGCAGGUCGACAAUCCUCCUCCGCGGGCCGCCCACUGGUCCCUUGUCGGUUUUGGUGGCACCAUUGCCGCUCUCAUUCAGGUUCUGGCAACCCUCGCGGAGUGGAUGUACGUCCCGCGCCGUUGGGCCGGUGCACAGCAUCUCACCAAACGUCUGCUGUUCCUGCUCCUGGUUCUCGCCCUCAAUGUAGGGCCUGGAGUCUACGUCUUCAUGCCAGCGGGCAACCAGGAAGCAUACCUUGAAAAGCAGAAUGGCCAGAUUGCACUUAUUCUCGGCAUCACGCAAUUCUUUAUUGCCCUGAUCACGUUCCUCUUUUUCUCGAUCAUGCCUCUCGGUGGUCUCUUCGGAAGCUACCUGACCAAGAACUCGAGGCGGUAUGUUGCCAGCCAGACGUUUACCGCCAGUUAUCCGCGGCUCCGAGGUAAUGACAUGGCACUUUCGUUCGGCAUGUGGGCCGUCAUCUUCGGUAUCAAGUUUGGAGAGUCCUACUUGUUCUUGGCCCUGUCAAUCCGUGAUCCUAUCCGCUUCCUUAAUAUCAUGGAUGUCAGUAGCUGCAUCGGCGAUACCAUCGUUGAGAGGUAUCUCUGCCAAUAUCAGCCACAGAUCACUAUGGGGCUCAUGAUCUUCACGGAUCUGAUCUUCUUCUUCCUGGACACCUACCUCAUGUACGUUGUUGUCAACGCGUGCAUUUCAGUCGCUCGGUCGUUCUACCUCGGUUCGUCCAUCUUGACUCCAUGGAGGAACGUCUUCUCCCGGUUGCCGAAACGCAUGUACUCCAAGAUCUUGGCCACCACCGACAUGGCAAUCAAGUACAAGCCUAAGGUCCUGAUCUCGCAGAUCUGGAACGCCAUUGUCAUUUCCAUGUACCGGGAGCAUUUGUUGGCCAUUGACCACGUCCAAAAGCUCCUCUACCACCAGGUGCCCUCGGAGCAGGAAGGCAAGCGCACGCUUCGCGCCCCGACAUUCUUCGUCUCGCAGGAGGAUCAUUCUUUCAAGACUGAAUACUUCCCCAGCUACAGUGAGGCCGAACGGAGAAUCUCGUUUUUUGCGCAAUCGCUUUCGACGCCGAUCCCCGAGCCCCUCCCGGUCGAUAACAUGCCGACCUUCACCGUCAUGAUUCCUCAUUACAGCGAGAAGAUUCUUCUAUCACUGAGGGAAAUCAUCCGCGAGGAUGAACCGUACUCGCGCGUCACUCUCCUCGAGUAUCUGAAACAACUCCACCCCCACGAGUGGGAUUGCUUCGUGAAGGACACCAAGAUUCUGGCAGACGAGACAUCGCAAUUCAACGGCGAAGAGGAAAAGGAGGAGAAGGGAACCGCCAAGAGCAAGAUCGAUGAUUUGCCAUUCUACUGCAUCGGUUUUAAGUCCUCAGCUCCUGAGUACACACUUAGGACCCGGAUCUGGGCUUCGCUCCGCUUCCAAACGCUGUACCGCACGAUUUCCGGCUUCAUGAACUACAGCCGCGCCAUCAAACUUCUGUACCGCGUCGAGAACCCCGAGGUCGUUCAGAUGUUUGGCGGUAAUUCCGACAAGCUCGAGCGCGAGCUCGAGCGCAUGGCCCGCCGGAAGUUCAAGCUCGUGGUUUCUAUGCAACGGUACUCGAAGUUCAAGAAGGAGGAGAUGGAGAAUGCCGAGUUUCUGCUCCGUGCCUACCCCGAUCUUCAAAUUGCCUACCUCGACGAGGAGCCGCCACUCAAUGAAGGCGAGGAGCCACGUCUUUACUCUGCCCUCAUCGAUGGACAUUCCGAGCUCAUGGAGAACGGUAUGCGCCGGCCCAAAACCCUCGCCCAGGUCGGUGGCAAGCUUCAUUACGGUCACCCUGAUUUCCUCAACGGCAUUUUCAUGACGACUCGUGGCGGCGUCUCCAAGGCACAGAAGGGUCUCCAUCUCAACGAAGAUAUUUACGCCGGUAUGAACGCUCUUUUGCGUGGUGGUCGCAUCAAGCAUUGCGAAUACUACCAGUGCGGUAAAGGUCGUGAUCUUGGUUUUGGUUCCAUUCUCAAUUUCACGACCAAGAUCGGAACUGGUAUGGGCGAGCAGAUGCUUUCCAGAGAGUACUAUUACUUGGGGACGCAGUUGCCGCUCGAUCGCUUCCUCUCGUUCUACUACGCCCAUCCCGGUUUCCACGUCAACAACAUGUUUAUCAUGCUGUCGGUGCAGUUGUUCAUGGUCUCCAUGCUGCAAAUCGGCGCUCUCCGGAGGGAGACGAUUCCAUGCGAAUACAACCCCGACGUGCCCAUCACGGAUCCUCUAUUCCCCACUGGUUGCGCGAACACCGACGCUCUCAUGGAUUGGGUUUACCGCUGCAUCCUCUCCAUCUUCUUCGUCUACUUCAUCUCGUUCGUCCCUCUUAUCGUGCAGGAACUGUCGGAGCGCGGCCCGCUACGCGCCGCCACCCGUUUCGCCAAGCAUCUCGGUUCCCUUUCGCCCUUCUUUGAGGUCUUCGUCUGUCAGAUCUACGCAACCUCGGUGUCGCAAGAUAUCACUUUCGGAGGUGCCAGGUACAUCGGUACAGGCCGUGGGUUCGCCACAGCCCGCAUUCCUUUUGGGGUGCUGUACUCUCGAUUUGCUGGUCCCUCCAUCUAUUUCGGCGCUCGCACGCUGCUGAUGCUCCUGUUUGCGACAGUGACCAUCUGGCAGGGGGCUCUCGUUUAUUUCUGGGUCUCCUUGGUGGCGCUGGUCGUCUCGCCCUUCCUCUACAACCCCCACCAGUUCUCGUGGACGGACUUCUUCAUCGACUACCGCGACUACCUCCGUUGGUUGUCCCGUGGCAACUCCCGCUCGCACGCGUCAUCGUGGAUCGCCUUCUGCCGUCUGUCCCGCACGAGGAUUACAGGUUACAAGCGCAAAGCUCUGGGAGACCCGUCGAGCAAGGGAUCCUCCGAUGUAUCUCGGGCUGCCAUUACCAACCUGUUUUGGGCCGAGAUCAUGGCUCCCCUUCUGCUUGUCGCAGUGACGCUGAUCCCUUACCUGUUCAUCAACGCUCAGACAGGUGUCCGGAAGUCGGAGACGAAGCCAACCGCUUCGCUCCUCCGGGUAGCCAUCGUCGCUUUCGCCCCCAUCGGUGUCAACGCCGGCGCUCUUGCCUUUUUCUUCGCAAUGGCUUGCUGCAUGGGCCCUGUCUUGAGCAUGUGCUGCAAGAAGUUCGGCUCUGUUCUUGCCGCGAUUGCCCACGCCAUCGCUGUCAUUGUGUUUUUGGUCAUGUUCGAGGUCAUGUUCGUCCUGCAGAGCUUCGAUUUCCCCAGUACCCUUCUGGGCAUGAUUACGAGCAUUGCCAUCCAGCGCUUCAUCUUCAAGUUGAUCAUCUCUUUGACACUCACGAGGGAGUUCAAGACCGAUCAGUCCAAUAUUGCGUUCUGGACUGGUAAAUGGUACUCAAUGGGAUGGCACUCGAUGUCGCAGCCGGCUCGUGAGUAUCUGUGCAAGAUCACCGAGCUGUGCAUGUUUGGCGGUGAUUUCGUUCUCGGCCACAUCAUCCUCUUCCUCAUGGCCCCCAUCAUCCUUGUCCCGCAAAUCGACAAGCUGCACUCCAUCAUGCUGUUCUGGCUUCGCCCAAGCCGACAAAUCCGCCCUCCCAUCUACUCGAUGAAGCAGACCAAACUCCGCAGGAGACGCGUCGUUCGCUAUGCUAUCCUUUACUUCGUCUUGCUAGUCGUGUUCCUAGCGCUCAUUGUCGGUCCGGUCGUGGCUGGCAAGCAUAUCACUCUCCCAGACAGCUUGUUGAAGCCGUUAAACGACGCCGCCUUGGUGCAGCCAACUGGCCUGGACCACGAUAACACGCGUGGCAAGACCCCCACUGGCACUGGCUCCCCAGGUUACUCGGGUAUCUGGACUUCAACUGCGGAGUCUUCCCGAGCGACGGCCACGAGUGGUUCUGACAAGAGGGCGAUGUACAUUUGA